GGCUCUCUCAAUCGCAACGGUCGUCGCACCGAGAGGCAGUUCAAAUUUCGAAGAUGAAAACGCAAAGUGGGGGAUGCUGUAAAGAGUAGUGGGAAGUGGGACCAUACGACCAUAAAGUGUUAUCUUUCCUGUAUAUUUUUUCUGUCUGUUUUUUUUUCUCGCCACCACGAGGAGGAGGAAGCAACAGGUUGAACGAGACGAACGAGUUGUAACUGCGCCACAAUGAGGAGUGCCAAAAAUGUAAACUAUCUCGACUCUCCGAUUUGUAAACUCAAUGGAAACGAAUGAACUCUGUAAUUUCAACUUCUGUUUCACUCUACUCCUCUCAACUCUGCUGUUCAAAUAUAACGCAUAGCGAAAACGUAUGGAAAUGAGAGAAAGGAAAGUAAAAUGAACAAAAGCGAUAAAAAUAUUUCGAGCAUUGAGAUUGAUAUAGUGGCAAAAUAACAUGUGAGGAAGGGAGGGGUUAAAAUCACGCAAUUAUUGGAAUUAGAGAUUAUUUUUUUGUCUAUACCGCGCGCGAUAACAGUACCGACUGAAGAGAACUAAAGUUUUGACAGUUUCCAAACUAACCGUUUCGAAAAUAACAGUGCCAUGUGCGCGAAUCGGCCACUCAGAAUGAAAAUCUCGAAUCUUCACUCGCAAUUGGAUUCUGUUCCCAUUUUCGUAACAAAUGAAAAAAAAAUGAAAAUACGCAAUGUUGUGGCGAUUAUUGGCAUUUUGUUCCAAAUCAACGGUGUUUUGUCUUUUGAUCCUUUAACAUGGAGUGUGCCAGUUGGAGUUGGUUUUCUCUACGGUUAUCGAAAUUUUAUCAAAUGCAAAUUCGUCGAAUGUUGCAUAGAUGAUCACAUACCGAUCAACGUAACAGAACUUCAGAGACAAUUGGCUUCGCGCUUGUACGGACAACACAUUGUUCAAGAAACUGUUGUCAGAGCUCUCCGUGGAUACAAGGCCACUCAAAAUCCUGCCAAAGCUCUGGUUAUGAGCUUUCACGGACCAACGGGCACUGGAAAGAAUUAUGUCUCUUCCAUUAUUACUUCAACUUUCCUAAAACAUGGAACAAAGAGCAAGUUCUUUCAACUAUUCAGCGGCAGCAUUUUUUCUCAAAGUCGCUUGGAAGAACACAAGGAAUUCAUAAAAAACACAUUAGUGGAAACGCUGCAGCAAUGCGAAAGGUCAAUAUUCGUAUUUGACGAAGUGCACAAAAUGCCUGAGGGUUUGUUAGAGAUACUUCAGCCUUUUCUGGAUUAUGCUCAACCGGUAUUUUUGGAGUACAAAUCGCGUCAGAUCCGACUGAACAGCAACAAAGCGAUAUUCAUAUUUUUGACAAACGCAAGUGGUUCGAAAAUAUUGGAUCAGAUGUUGAAAUUCUGGAUAGAGGGAAAGAAACGCAAAGAGAUGAAACUGCAUCAUUUUGAGAGUUUGAUAAGCAGCAACGCUGUCACAGAAAACGGUGGUUUUUUGAACAGCAGUGCAAUUCAAUCGUCCUUGAUAGAUUAUUACGUGCCUUUUUUGCCUCUUGAGGAAGAACACGUGAAAUUGUGCAUGAGAGACGCUUUCGAAUCCGACGAAUAUCCUGAUCCACCGUCGUCUUUGAUGGAACAAGAUGUUCUAUCGACUGUGAUUUAUGGCCCACCGCCUUACAACAUUUAUGCUACUGGUGGAUGCAAAAGGCUAGAAACGAAGGUCAAUAGCGCCCGGCAAAUAGAUUCCGCGAGUGCCACGUGAUAUUUUUUCAGAUCAACUAUUGAAAACCUAUAAAAAAUCGAAUUUCAAUUCCGAGUAUUUUUUUAUAAUGAAAAACACAAGGUAAAAUUGUGCAAUUCCCGAUCGAAGCAUACUUGGAAACGAUUGAAUCGUGUUGCCAUCAAUUAUUCAUAGUUUUUAUCAACUUUUUUACGGUAUAUUUAUUUAUUGCUCUUCAAAACUAAUGAUGGUGCCCUCUGUCUAAUUAUCAAAAUUUUGACAGCUCCAAAUUUCGACUCACAGCAGACAGCUACGAAUAUGAUACACCAAAGAUCAAUAAACAUUUUUUUCAUAAUCAA
Messenger RNA from Venturia canescens, 2045 nucleotides. Its product is annotated as torsin-1A-like. The transcript has 3 exons. The record is from RefSeq and is a predicted model, not a curated record. Gene Ontology annotation, molecular function: ATP binding; ATP hydrolysis activity. The coding region runs from base 595 to 1728 and encodes 377 amino acids. Gene Ontology annotation, biological process: cellular response to misfolded protein. Lineage: Eukaryota; Metazoa; Arthropoda; Insecta; Hymenoptera; Ichneumonidae.